UGUAUGAUUCCGAUGAGGGCGCAGCACGAGCGGGGAUGUACGCAACUAGGUCCUAAUCUAGCAACCAGGGCGCUCGCGUGCGUGUCGAGGUUGACUUCUUGCACGGAUUCUUAGUAGAAAAAACAAAAAGAACAAACUUGAAAAACGCUUGAUCAGUCAUUGUUGUAAGUACAUUGUGAUAUGUACAUGUAGACUUGUAAUAUCAAUGUGAAGGAAAGUAGAAGUAGAAAUUUUCGUAGAAGACGAGUUUCUGAUUGCCCAGUGAGUGUGUGAUGGCAGCUUCUUGAGCCGGCGCUGCGUUAAGUUUUGGAGUCGGAAUUUGCGACUCCUCUCUGCGCCGUCCCUACGAGUAAGUACUAUAUCCAAUUCCACUGCCGCGACCGAGAACAGAAGUAGGUUUAAAAAUUUGUACGGCCCAGUUCUCUUCUACUUGCUGAGGAUACCAUCACGCGGGUCCUGGUGAACCUGAAGAAAAAUGGCACGGCUUGCUGAUUAUUCCAAAUGGGAUCACAUUGAGUGCUCGGACGACGAAGCGGAGGACCUGCCCCAUUGCAUCGACAAGGACUCCUUUGUAUUUUUUCGUUUGACCCUUGCUCUUCAUCAUGUUUCAGUUUCUCUUUAAUAUUAAUUUCCUUUGUCAUGCAACAUAAAGUAGGCGCCCGAGCCCAACUGAGGACUCUCUCAUGUUUUUCAAUGCACUACGACCACGGCACAGUCAGUUGGAUUUCAAUGCACAGGACCACAUAGAAACCGAAUAAGUAGAAUCCAUGUGAAUCCAAAACCUCCACUACAGAAAAAGUACACGAAAGCGAAGCGUAGCCAGCGGGAUGCGGAGGAGGAGAAGAGAAUUAGUGAGCUCCGCGCCAUAUGCAAGACAAAUAUAUAUGUCUGGGUCUGGAAGGAAAAGGAUGUGGAAAUUUGUGAUGCAUCUUUUGGAUCACGUUCACAACCAGGCGGUCGUCCGGAAUGCAUCGAAAAAAUUAAAGCAUUUACUUUACAAGUUUUGCUCAGGCCUCCUGAUACCUGUUUUGCAUGCGAAGUCAGCUAUUUACCUAGCAAGGAAUCGACCGCUUUUGGCGCAGCCCAUGUAAAGCCGAUUUUUGCAUUUGCGUGCGGAAGCGUCAGCAACAUCUGUUCACAAAAAAUUUGAUGCAAUAUUACUUCUUCCCGUACCCAGAAAUAAUCAUAUUUGCAAUGGAUACGCAAGCGUCGAGCGGCUUCGGAAGGAACUGCGGCAGCUAGGUGCUGCGGGGAGAAACCACCUGAAGGGGCAGAAUAUGCAGAAGCAGCUGGAGGCGGAGGAAAAGGAACUGGCAAAGCUGGAACGAGUCACCAGCAGACGGGUGAACGCGGAGAAGAUGAGCACGGAGGUAUGUUGUAAGUAUUCAUUUUCCCUUCAAGUUCAAGAGAACCAAAUCAAAUCAAAUCAGGAGUUUGAGUCUGUAACAUUGACCGCAGCGGACGACUUGCGACUUUGACUUUUCCGUGUUUUUUUUGGUUGUCCCUGCGCUUUCGACAGUUUCGCGCCGGACGGGUGUUUCUGACAGCCUAAAUAAAGCGAUCUAGAUUCGGACAAGAUAUUAAAUCCAAGAAAAACCCUUCAGAUUUACUCCAAGAGCGUGAUUAGUAGCAAGACGGCGAACGCGCCGAAGGUCGACGACAACGUCGACACGGAGAAAUUUGUCGAGUACGCGAAAACGAACAACGACUUGCUGGAGAAGCUCUGUAGAAUUUGCGACGAUCUGUUCGAUGAGGAGGAUCAUACUGUGAGCGGGACGACCAAAGACCACUGCUCAACAGCAUCAGCAACGCCGUCAACAAGUGCUCUUCCGGAUGCAGAAUCAACUGAAGGUGGAUCAGUACCUCCUGCUUCUGCAAAGAACACCUUCUCGUCCUCCAAGCCCGCUAGGAGUAAGCUUACCGCCGCGUCGAAGCAGAAGCAGUUGGUGGAGAAGUCGGUGAAGGUGAUUCUCGAACACCCCGAGGUGCUGCUCUCUUCCGACGCGGAGACCUUUCUGAUGUUCCGCGUGCUGGAGCUCGAGAUUGAGAAAAAGCCGAAGGAAUAUGUGCACGGAAUGGCCAUCGUGGCGCAGCUGAUCGCGCAGGCCCUGACGCUCAGCAAAAUGAUCCAGACCGGGGACCCCGGGACCAAUUUGAUGUCGCAAGAAGCCGGUGCUUCAACAGCCAACGCAGCCGUUAUUGUGAACAAAAAGGCGGUGGAGAGCAUGUACGAAAAGUUGGUGGUCGCGUUCUCUACCGUGACCGCGGACAAGACGGAGGAACGGGAGCACCAGGAGCUGAAACAGUCGUUCGAGCAGGCGGUUUAUCGUAAGGAGAAAUCCCUUCAUCUCUCGCCAUAUCGAAAAGGCACGCCACAGAAAAUUUGCAAUGCUGUUGAGUUGUGACCACAAAUCGACUCGGUCUUGCAGUAAGGCAACGCCACAGGCUCCGCCGCAUUAUGUAGGCGGGUUGUGAUGCUGUUGGGCCUACGGUGUAGGCGUUUGCUAUGCUAAGCGCCGAUGUCAAAUCCUCUUUAUAUUCAGGAUCAGUAUGUCGGUGCCUGCGGGUGCAGCCCUCUAUUGCAAGACAGUUCUAGACUUUUUCUGUACAACGCAAAUCCAGAAUCAAAGACGUCGCUUUGAUAUGGGACGAAGGGGCGAGUUUUCCUUUUCAGACGACUUCGCAGUUUGUGUCCCGGAUCGAGAAGCGAGCGGUGGAAAAAAUCAAGGAAAUCGAGGAGGAAGAGAGAGCGGCGGGGCAAAGAGGUGUGGUAGUCGGAAGCAACGACCUCACGUCAAGUUCUGGUACGACCGAACAAAAAGUAUCAACAAAGGACGGCACGAGCAGAAACGCUAGUACAACACGAACUGGUUCUGAGCGACUCAGUGCUCCUGCUGCUCCAGCCACACAACUGGAGGAAGACGGGGGCGCUGUUCCUCCAGAUGAAAAGCAAAUAGGCCCCGGAGGCCUAGACGCGCAGGAGGUGUUCGACUCGCUGCCGACGGUGCUGCAGGACGCGUUUCUGGAAAAAGACGCGGAGAAGCUGCAGAAAGCGUUUAUGUCCCUCCCCUCCGACGAUGCGCAGAGGUACCUCAGGAAGUGCAUCGACGGGGGGCUGUGGGUGGUGCCGGGAAGCGGGGGAGACAUGAGUCGGGAGUCCGAUGACGAUGAUUAGGCCACCAGAAGCACCAGUCGGAAAGUCGAGGCUUUCGUAGCUGCUCGUUCGAAUAUUUCUUUUUGAUUCAUCCUGAAGCACCGCUACUCGCUGUGCGGUCGAGUUGCAUCAAGUUUUAUGAUCUGUACUUUCAAUUCAUGUGAUUUGAAAUCACUAAGUACGGUUAUAAAAACGGAUGAUCAUAUGUCCAGCGACAAGCGACUACGACAUGUUGAGUGUGCGAAGUAAGUUAGUAAAAAGCAUCAAGAGUUCUUUCACGACGUUUGUUACGUAUGGGGAAAGACGACCCUUGUAGUAGCGUUACCCGCGGCCUGCGCAGCAC
Molecule: messenger RNA, 3497 nt
Organism: Amoebophrya sp. A120
Lineage: Eukaryota; Dinophyceae; Syndiniales; Amoebophryaceae
Source: the annotation of a GenBank genome assembly